Solanum verrucosum is the source of this 467-nucleotide messenger RNA. RefSeq names its product cytochrome b-c1 complex subunit 8-like. NCBI's taxonomy places the organism in Eukaryota, Viridiplantae, Streptophyta, Magnoliopsida, Solanales, Solanaceae. The transcript is spliced from 3 exons. The record is from RefSeq and is a predicted model, not a curated record. Bases 111 to 329 code for a protein of 72 amino acids. Gene Ontology annotation, biological process: mitochondrial electron transport, ubiquinol to cytochrome c.
GAAGCUUCCUCCUCCAUCCACCAAAUGUCAAUUAUCAUUCUUCUCAAUCUCGAACCCUAGCUUGUUCAUCGAAAAUCGAUCGGAAAAAUCACCAUUAAAAUUCAGCUAAGAUGGGGAAACAACCAGUUAAGCUGAAAGCAGUUGUUUACGCUUUAUCGCCAUUCCAACAGAAGAUUAUGCCAGGUCUAUGGAAGGACCUUCCUGGUAAAAUCCAUCACAAAGUCUCUGAAAAUUGGAUCAGCGCUACUCUCUUGCUCGGCCCUCUUAUCGGCACCUACUCGUACGUGCAGCAUUUCCUGGAGAAGGAGAAGUUAGAACACAGAUACUAAAUUCUGUUCGUCAUUUGUCUGGGGAGGACUGCUAUUUCUAUUUCUGUUUGAACAGGAAAUAAGUCAUGCUUUGGAACUACUACCGUCAUUUUGAGGAGUUUUACUUUUAUGGUUAAUUAAAUGCAACUAGUUGUUUUA